GGGCACACCUCGUUCCACUUACAACCCAGACACCAGGGAUGGGAACAGCACAGGCAUUGGCAGCCGACUGCUGCUUGUACCGGGACCUCUCCUGAUGAGAGGCUGGGGCAGGCAGCCCUGCCACUGAGGAUAAGAAGAGACCCAGAGGAGCUAUGUGCUUGCUGCGCCAUCAGUGCAGGACAGGCAUGCUUCCCUGAGCUCUGUGGCCACAUAACUGAGCUGUCGUCACCUAGCAACAUCCAGGUCAGCAUUCGGGACCUGGCCCCGCCCACGUGACGUCGCAGGGUGAGCAAUACUCCGGGCAGGAGGCACUGAGUAGUUUAGUCCGGUGCCCGGGAGCAGCAGCGCAGAGCUCUGUACUAUAGCCGGAUCCUACACUAUGGCACAGAUUGUCACCCUCAAUGGCCCCUCUCCCUGGGGGUUUAGACUGGUGGGGGGCAAGGACUUCAGCACCCCUCUGACUAUAUCCCGGAUUAAUCCCGGAAGCAAGGCUGCUUUGGCUAACCUAUGCCCAGGGGAUGUUAUUCUGGAAAUAAAUGGGGAGAAAACAGAAAACAUGACUCAUCUACAGGCUCAGAACAAGAUUAAGGCUUGCUCAAGCAAUCUGACACUUUCCCUAAACAGGGACCUUGUUCUGGAUCCAGUGCACAUCACGCCAGCGACACCCUGGAUGAGAUAUGAAGGGAGGGCUUGGUCACCUACAGAAGAGAUCAGACAACAACCUUGCAAAUAUAGCCUGGAAUCAGAGUUGCAGGAUAUUUUCCCAUUGGAAAGUGCUAACAACAUACGAUCUGCACCAGUUUCCCCUCGAGGCAGUCCAAGCGAUGUCCGACCAAUGGUCAACUCCCAGUACAUCAAUCCAUCCAGACUCUACACAAACAACAACAAUAAUGCUAUAGAAUCACAGCUGUCUUCACACAUGGGCAGGAUCAAUAUCUCUUCUCCCCAAAGUGUUGACCCACAGAGAGGUGCCUCAAGAAGCCGAAAUGGAAUACACGUUGAAUCAGAUGUGUACAAAAUGCUCCAAGAUUAUGAAGAACCAGUGUCACAGCCAAAGCAGUCGGGAUCAUUCAAAUAUUUGCAAGACAUGCUAGAAGCUGGAGAGAAUGGUGAAAAGCUAGAAAGACCAGCCAGCUCCAGGAAUGUCAAGUCUCCUGUGUCUAAGCUGAGCAGUCCACUGACUGGCUUACAGAUGCUCCCAGAGUGUACCAGAUGUGGGAACGGGAUUGUCGGUAUUAUAGUCAAGGCUCGAGACAAGCUCUAUCAUCCAGAAUGCUUCAUGUGUGAUGAUUGUGGCCUGAACUUGAAACAGAGAGGCUAUUUCUUUAUUGAAGAGCACCUGUACUGCGAAACUCAUGCCAAGGAGAGAGUCAAGCCUCCAGAGGGAUAUGAUGUUGUGGCUGUUUAUCCCAAUGCCAAAGUUGAACUCGUCUAACCAUUGAAACAAUCUUGCUGAAGAAGUCUACAGUCUUCACAGAGCAAUACUCCCAGAUCCCUUCCAACAAGAAAUAAUGGUUUCAUAUUCCCUUGACAAGACAUCUCCAUGCUAACAUUGUAUCCAAGAAAACAAUGCAGAACCACAAUGAAAAGAUUCAGAAUAUACAUUUACUUCCUGAAUGAAUUAAUUAAUUAAUUAAUACGCAGUCUACAUGUGUGCAGUCUACAGUUUUUCUUCUUUUAGCACCAACAGAGUUCGCUGUAAAUACUAAAUAAAAUUGUUCUUAGUUUUUAAAAUUGUUUUUAGUAUUUUCAAGCAGUGUAUUUUUUGUAUCUGAUAAUCCCCAAAAGUCAUAUGUUAACAGGUUACUACGUUUAGUCUAUGUAUACCUGUUUAUAUAUAUAGCUUUCCCUUCGGGACAUCCUGUUGCAGUGUGUGCAGAUCUUCUCCAUGCCAUAUUCUGUAUCAUGGCACUUUGGGGCUCUUCACUUCAUGCUAAAGCCCUUUAUUCAGCAUUUUGCAGGGGGACUAUAUCUCCUAUGCGCCAAAAAAGUGACGUUUAAAAGUCACAUCUGCAACUUUUUAACUGCCACUUUUUAACAAAUUGUUACACCUGCCACUUUUCGUCAUCCUCAACACUUUUCUGAAAGUGGGAGUGGCGAGCUGCCCUGACAAGUUUAUCUUCAUUUAGUAGUAUUGUAGUCUACCAUGCUAUUGUGUCCCGCAAAGACGCGCAGAAAUAGAAGCAAGUAGAAGUCCAAAGUUUAAUCCCUUCACGCAUUUGGACCUAACUGUACGUCCAAACUGCAAGUGACAGUGCAUUUGGACAUACAGUCAAGUCCAAACUGCUUACCGGAAAUUUGGCAAAAGAAAAUUACAUAGUUGACGCAGAGUUGGGUUUUAAUCUAUAAAGGGCAUAAAUCACCUAACAAUCCAAUUUGUGCUUUAAAACAUCCAGUGUGUGUAUAUACGAUCAG
Molecule: messenger RNA, 2415 nt
Organism: Bufo gargarizans (Asiatic toad)
Lineage: Eukaryota; Metazoa; Chordata; Amphibia; Anura; Bufonidae
Gene: PDLIM4
Product: PDZ and LIM domain 4
Exons: 8
Coding region: 380-1435 (351 amino acids)
Biological process (GO): actin cytoskeleton organization; muscle structure development; heart development
Cellular component (GO): stress fiber; adherens junction; filamentous actin
Molecular function (GO): actin binding; muscle alpha-actinin binding
Source: RefSeq, a predicted model, not a curated record